UCUGUAAUUCUGCAAGUAACUUGACAGCGACAAUUGGCAAUUUUGACUAGUUUAACUGUACAGCGGUCGCUCAGUGACUGUUGGACAACGCGAUAAAUUAAGAAUGACAAAAUAAGCAUGAGCUUGCUAUCAGUACUUGGUGCGGAACAGCCGCGAGGCUGGCUCAGUUGCUCGGCACAGCUGCAGCCGCGCUUCUCGUCGAGCUCGGGGCCUGGACUCAGGCCUGGACUGGGCACAGGCUCAAGAGCAAGCCCCUGGAUAUGGGCGAAGCGGGGUGGCCGGAGCGGCCAGCUGGCUACUGCCGCUCAGCCUGUGCCGGGACAGUCACACCGUGGCGAUGUGACGGCCCGUCGCGAAGCCCCUGCUGCAGCUGCGCUCAGGCGCUUCGAGACACUGUGGAUUGAGCAUCGGCGAGAGCUGCAGUUGGGCAAGUCGUCAGCGGCCGCCAUUCUCGAUGAAGUCAGGAAGGGUCGCCUGCCGUGUGACGCCGACCUGCUGCACCGGCGCGCCCGUGCCCUAAUCCAGCUGGACCCGCUGCUGCCGCACCUGCGGCUGCGGCAGCUGCUGUCGGACGCGCCGCGCGCUAUCCUUGCCCACGAGCCGCAGCUGCUGCUGCAGCGUGCCGCGCACCUGGCCGCCCUGCUGCCCGGGCACGACACCACGCACGUGCUCAUGACCGUGCUGCCGUAUAUAGACCGUGAUGUCAGCAUAACCGCCGCCAACUACCUAGAAUUGGACUUCGUGUUCGGCGCCGCAUUCGGCGGCGCGCGCCUGCCGCCCAGCGCCUUCGCACACCUGCUGCGAUCGCCGGGGGCAAGCGUCCUGCCGCCGGUGCCCAUGGCACCAAACCCGGGUACAAGAGCCGCCAUGCAGCCUACAAAAGUGGAGGCGCAGCAACAGCUGCCAAAACAGGAGCAUGCGCAGCCAGGGCAUCAGCGGGAGGACAUGCAAGAGGGGGCGGCAGUGCUUGAUGUCUCGCCGAAACCGCAGCAGCCGGCAGGGGAGGUGGCCGCCCAGCGGCGGCAGGAUGCGCAGGCGCGGGCGCAGUCCCGCGCGCAGGCGAGCAAAGGCUUCGUGGACAGCGCGGCCCUUGUGCGCCGUCUGCAGACCUUGGUGAUGCUGUUUGGUCGAGAGGUGGCGUACGUGGGCGUGCAGCGGCGACCACAGCUCAUGGACCGGGACCCGCACGAACUCGCCGCCCGUCUGCUGCAGAUGCUUGCAGCGGUGGAUGCGCCGCGUCCAUCAGCACCUGCGCACCCUACAGGACCGCAGUCUACAGGACCGGCCGCACGCUCACCAUCAGUCCCUGAUGCACCUCCUGCAUUGUCAGGUGACGCAACAGCUGCCGAUUCAACUGCGGUCCUAGCUGCUGCAGUGGCAGCCCGCGGCCGCACGGCGAGCCGAGUGCUGGAGGAGGCGCCCGAGGUGCUGGACCUGGAGCUGGCGGAUGUGCGGCAGCGGGUGACAGACCUCAGCGCCAGCCUUGACUGGGGCGGCGGCCAGGUGUCGCAACUGGUGCAGCACAACCCCGCAGUGCUGCUGCGACCGCCGGAGGCGUGCCGUGAGAACCUGGCCCGCCUGCGGCUGUACGCGCUCAGGCGCCCCGACACCUGGUUCACGGAGCUGGGGGCGUACCUGGCGGCAGGUAGGCCGGGCAGUCCUCCCCCGGCUACAGCCCCACACGCCACACCCUCGGCUCAACUAGCAGCCACUGUGGCUGGACCGACAGCACCAGCGGCAUUAAUUCGAGAGCAGGGCUUGGCGGCGGGGACGCAGGAGCUGGAGCCAGAGGUGCUGGCGAUGGUGGGGCGCAUGGUGUGUGCCGAGGAUGAGGUGCUGGACCGGUUGGAGUACUGCGUGGUGUCUGGUGAGCGGGCCGGCGCCAGCCUGCGGGAGCUGCUAUGGGAGAGCCGGCUGAAGUUUGUGAAGCAGUGUCCGCGCUACAGCCGCUGGUGGGCGGAAGCGCUGGCGCGGCAGCGGAGCGAGGACGGGGACGUGUUCGGGUUUGGGUCCGGCGUGGGCCUGGGCUCGGACGGGCGAGGGGAGGCGGAGGAGCUGGGCCAGGGCCGGGCGCAUGCGGGGGGCCUGGACGCGCUGCUGGAAUGGACGUACUAGGAGCAGGAGCAACUUGGCUGGGGUAGGCGGGGUUGUCUUUGCGCGAGGGGUGUGGGGUGGGCCCGGGGGGUGGGGUUGAGAGCGUCUGGGGAGAGGGUUCAACAUAACCGGC
Chlamydomonas reinhardtii is the source of this 2227-nucleotide messenger RNA. RefSeq lists its product as uncharacterized. Bases 118 to 2115 code for a protein of 665 amino acids. The transcript is spliced from 4 exons. The record is from RefSeq and is a predicted model, not a curated record. NCBI's taxonomy places the organism in Eukaryota, Viridiplantae, Chlorophyta, Chlorophyceae, Chlamydomonadales, Chlamydomonadaceae.